GGCUGUCGGGGUUAAAAAGAAGGCUGUCGUGACGAUCUAGAUAAACUAGCUAUCAUGUUAGACCAAGUAUUUACUUCAUAUACAUCGUUAAUCUUAGUUGGCAUAACUUUGAUAUUAUGGCUGGUAUGGACCUAUCGGAAACCAGAGGGACUGCCACCCGGUCCAACACCCCUUCCGAUUAUUGGAAACGUAUUCUCAAUGUUGAAAAGGGAUACGCGUGAAGCGUUCAGUGAUCUGCAAAAGCAGUACGGAGAUAUUUUCACGCUAAUAAUUGGAAAUGGUACUUUAAUAGUAGUGAAUGGUUUAGACGCAAUAAAAGACAUGUUGGUAAAAAAUGGCGAUACGUUUUCUGACAGACCUACCAAUUUAGUCUAUUCUGAUUUAACAAUGGGAUUAGGUAUCAUUAACACCAGUGGUAAUAAAUGGAAGGAACAGAGAAGAUUUGCUUUAUCUACAUUACGAGAUUUUGGUAUGGGAAGAAUUGGCAUGGAAGAGAGAAUAUCUAAGGAGUGUCAAGUGUGUAUGGAUAAAAUCAGUAAAUAUGAAGGGAAACCAUUUGAUCCAACUCGUUUGUUAAUGUGUUGUGUUAGCAAUGUUAUAUGCGCCACAAUGUUUGGUAAACGUUACCAGCAUGAUGACGAAGACUUCGUAUUUCAUUUAGAAAGUGUCCACGACUCUGCUCAAAAGCUUGGAAAUGCCUCCUUUUUCCACUUUUUCCCAAUAUUUGGGCAUUUCCUUCUUAGAGAUAUAAAAAAGAGAGACAAAAGAGUUAGGUAUGGUAUAUGUUUAAAAGAAGUUCAAGAUCAUCAGAAUACAGAUUCGAAACAUGGUGAUAUCAGUGAUUUUAUCGAUGCUUAUUUAAAGGAAACGAAAGAUAGGGAGGGUAGUGGAGAAAGUUCUUCAUUCAAUGAACAAAAUCUAUUACAAAUCUUGGGAGAAUUUUUCUUUGCGGGAACUGAGACCCUUACAACAACCUUCAGAUGGGCGCUGAUAUAUCUCUCUUUGUAUCCAGAACAUCAAAGGGCGGCUCAAGAAGAACUAGAUAGAGUUGUCGGACGUAACCGGAAGCCAUGUAUGAACGAUAAAAAAUCGCUUCCGGUUGUUGAAGCAACAAUAUUAGAAAUUCAAAGACUUGGUGAUGUGGUUCCAUUCUCAGUGCCACAUGCUGUUGCCAAGGAAACGGUGUAUAAGGGUUACCGAAUUCCUGCCAAGGCUAUUAUUUUGCCAAAUAUAUCAUCAAUAUUGAAUAGUAAAGAGUUAUGGGGAGAUCCCGAGGUGUUCAGACCUUCACGAUUUCUUGACAAGGACAGCAAGAGUCUCACCAAAGAAGCAAAUAUACCAUUUUCAUUAGGAAAACGGUUAUGUCUUGGAGAAUCACUUGCCAGAAUGGAAUUGUUUAUAUUUUUAUCAACCUUUUUACAGAAUUUCACGUUCAGUUUACCGGAAUCACAACCAAAACCGUGUUUAAAAGGGGUGAUUGGAAUUACCAGAAUGCCUCAUGCCUAUAAUAUCAUUGCAACGAAACGAUAACCUUUCAGCAUAAUAUUACUGUUGCAACCAUUGCGUGUCUUUAUCAAAUUUCCUUUGUAGGUGUGCAUAUGUCCUGUUUAGAUUUAGAAGACCAAGAAGCGUAAAAGUUUAAAUUGUUUCUCUGUUCUGAUUAUUGAAAACAAAGACCAACUCUUUGUGCUACUCCCGACGUUAUUGUUCCUUUUCCUUAACAAUAUUAAUUUGGACAUGUGUUAAGAUGUUAUGUCCAUUAUUAUGACUAAAAAUGUUGUCUCGUUUUGUUUGUUGUUGAAUGCCACGUUCUAUACCAUUAACGAAUCAUAAAUCUAAUUGAUAAAAACAUAUUUACUAAGAAAUUUUACAUUUGACCGGAUUCGGAAUAGCAAGAAUUCCCGACUAAUGCUUUAUUUGUGACUUCGUAUCUGGAGUUCAGGGUCAUACACUCGGGGUCAUACAAAUGUAACCAAUGAAAAAUAGGAGGCUUUGAAAGUGGUGAUUCUUCUGUAAAUAAUUCCAUCUUAUUUCACACCUCAACGCUUACCUUAUAAGGAGUGAUAAUUCAGUAAUAAGAAUAAUAGCACCUGAUAUGAAUGCUAAUGACUAUAUAAGGAACUAAUGAAGUGUCUAUCAAAUUUCUUAAUCAAAUACUUCAAUGUACUUCAUAAAUGGCCCUUAUUAACCGAUUUUAGUCUUUAUUGAAGUAAAAACUGUGACUGAGGUUAAAUGUUACAUAUAAUAUUCAUAGUAGUUCUUAGGUUAUUUGAUUUUGCCAUCUGAAGCCUCAACUAUUUGUUUAAUCUCAUUCGUUGUUCUUGAAUUUCUACUAUGUUGAUAUGCCAUGUUUCUAUCCAAUAUAUUUGUCAGCUAACUCUUAGAUUUCGGCGAAAAAGGGGGUUACAAAUAUUUCAUUAAGAAAUUGGAAUAUGUGGUCUGGAUCGGCUGGGAAGCUUUCUUUUGUUCUGAUUAUUAGAUAAAAUAAUAACUCGCCCAAUGGGCUAGAGGUUAGUAUGUUAUAUAUUGAUGGUCUUUUAUUUGCUAUGGACAAGAUUAAAGUUCUGGUUUUUCGAAU
Lottia gigantea (owl limpet) is the source of this 2578-nucleotide messenger RNA. RefSeq lists its product as hypothetical. The record is from RefSeq and is a predicted model, not a curated record. Gene Ontology annotation, cellular component: intracellular membrane-bounded organelle; cytoplasm. Gene Ontology annotation, biological process: xenobiotic metabolic process. Bases 55 to 1530 code for a protein of 491 amino acids. Gene Ontology annotation, molecular function: oxidoreductase activity, acting on paired donors, with incorporation or reduction of molecular oxygen, reduced flavin or flavoprotein as one donor, and incorporation of one atom of oxygen; heme binding; iron ion binding. The transcript has 4 exons. Lineage: Eukaryota; Metazoa; Mollusca; Gastropoda; Lottiidae.